Uranotaenia lowii is the source of this 2543-nucleotide messenger RNA. It is a transcript of the gene mthl5, whose product is annotated as probable G-protein coupled receptor Mth-like 5. Gene Ontology annotation, molecular function: G protein-coupled receptor activity. The coding region runs from base 540 to 2027 and encodes 495 amino acids. The record is from RefSeq and is a predicted model, not a curated record. Gene Ontology annotation, biological process: cell surface receptor signaling pathway; G protein-coupled receptor signaling pathway. Lineage: Eukaryota; Metazoa; Arthropoda; Insecta; Diptera; Culicidae. The transcript has 6 exons. Gene Ontology annotation, cellular component: membrane.
CAUCAUCAUCAUCAGUCGUAGGUUCAGUUUGAACGGGAGACGGUCGUGGCCGUUGGAAUCGAUUCGGUGUGAAGUUCGGUCGCGAAAAUUUGGACGUUGUUUGUUAGGACCAGCUAAUCCUACUCGUGGAGGUUUAAGACUGGUAAUUUCGCUAGGAUAAACAGCCAAACAACCCUUAGAGUGAUGCCACCAGCAGCAGCAGUGCACCGAAGUUGUUGAUACAAUCGCCAGCAGAGUCUGCUGAAUGCUAGUCCCAUCAGAAACUUCUCCAAAUGUAAUUAGCUGUGCCUCAGCCACCCAGCCAGUCAGCAGCCAACAUCCAAAUGAAACCACGAAAGCUCAAACGAAUAAAACACAGGCGCAGAAAGCAGUAGUAGAACCAACUAGGAUACGAAAAAACGGAGAUUUCAUUUUGUAUAGAUUUAAACCGGGAAUUUAAAUUUUUCUCGAAACCUAACUGAUAGUAGAAAAAUCCUUCCGUACAGCAAAGUAAAACGUAAGGGAAAAGACUUAAAAAAAAAGAAAAGACAGAAACAAUCAUGCUUCGAUCGGUUGCUUCCGGUGGGCAAGGAUGGCCUCUAUCGUUUGUAGUUUUGCUGCCGAUGCUGUUGACAAUCCUGGGGCGUUCCACUCUGGUGGUUGGUUCCGUUCAAUCCUCCAGCAGUUCCAACCAACGCAAUGCCAACCCCAAUGCGGUGCGGAUUAACAAAUGCUGCGAAAAGUUCGAGAUCAUGUUCGACGGCAAGUGCACGGUGGCCGAGAGCGUUAAUACCACUGUUUGGGAGCCGCAGUUUACCGGACGGAAUGGCGAGAAGAACGUCCAGGUCAGUCCCAUCCGGUACAUUAUAGGCGCACCGGAUUGCGGUUCGAUGCAGAAAUGGCCCAUCUUCCACUACGAAAAGAGCGAGGACAAAUUGAUUCUGUUCCCGGAUGGGAAACUGCGGCAUCUGAUACUGGACCCGCACGGGCGGGGUGAAUCGGAACAGGACUGGGAGCACCUGUUCCAAGCGGACAUUCACGCCGAGGCACCGUUUCAGUACGAGUUCGAACAGGGCCAGUACUGCCUGGACAGGGUGAUCACGACCGGUGCCAACGACAGUAAAACUGAGGGCAUUUUCGCCACCGUCUGCUCCCCGGAAAGGGAAACCCGAUGGACCGAUAGCGAGUUUCUGCUGCGGAAGAUCAUCAAUCCGGUGUGCCACGGAAUCGCAAUGAUUAUCCUGCUGGUGGUGGCCAUCGUUUAUUUCGUGCUGCCAACGUUGAGAGAUCUUGUGGGAAAUAUUGUGACGUCAAUAACCGUAUGCCUCAUCAUAAGCCAGGCGGCAGAUUUGGUGCGGAUUUUCACCGAAUUCGGGAAUCACGUGAGCUUCAUAGUGGCCGACUCUUUCUUCUACAUCAGCUUGUUGGGGGCAUUUUUCUGGCUCAACAGUAUGGGCUACUACAUCUGGAAAACUUUUCGGGCCCGGAACGUUUUCCUGCGGGUUACCGAUGGCCGGAAGUACUGCUGGUACUCGGGAUACGCCUGGGGAGCGACGGCCACAAUGGCCGGCAUAGCCAUCUUUGCCCACUUCUUCCUGGACACCGGAAACGCCAAACGACACAAAAGCAUUUUCGAGGACCAGGACACAAUCGGUUGGUUGGGAAUUGCCGUGUUCUUCACACCGAUUGCCUUCAUCAUCAUCGUGAACAUUUUUUUCUAUGUCACAACACUGAAGUUCAUCAACCGUAUGAAUACUUACGGUCGGAUACACCACAAGCUGCGAUGCAAUUUCGUCAUGUUUACACUGAUCUUCAUAAUCAUGACCACAUCGUGGCUGUUCCUGAUUCUCUCCUGGCUGCACAGCGAUGCCCUGCUGUAUGCCCACAUCGUUGUCAAUGCGCUGCAGGCUCCGGCCCUGCUGUAUGUGUGCGUUCUGCGCCAAAAGCAUGUAACAUUUCUGCUGAAGAAAUCUUGCUGCUACAACGAGCCCCCCGCAACCUCCGACUGGGGCGAUGAGAUGACCUACAUGAACGGUGGCGAUUACUGACGAAAGACGUUCCUCCCGGCGCCGGAUGUGACCGUUGUCGCCAUCAGCGGGUCGACGGUUAUUACGUGAUGUGCAUAGGAUGACCCCAAGUGCUUACCGGAACACAGUGAUCUGAACUGCUGCUGUUGCAUGCAGCCCACGAUAGCGACAAAUAAGUAACUGAGAAGUUAACAUUCCUCAAUGAAUCGAAGAUUAUCGUACAUCAAGUGCUUCUAUAACUUUGUGAAACACAAACGUCCAGUUUUUUUUACUAAAUUAUAACAAAGAAUCGAAACAUGUGUGUGCUAAUUUAUUAACACUAUUCAUAUCGAAUAAGAACACAUAAGAAAGCAUUUUAUUCAACACAGCUGUGUUGGGAUGCUAACGACAAAUUGAUGCUGUGUAGAUCUGAUUAGUAUUAUCCAACAGUGUGAAGGUAACCAGAGCUUAACAAAACAAAUCCACUACUUUUAGUCUAGCGUAAGAAUAAUAAAUGGACAAAGACUCAAUAAAAGUUGAACUACGUUAAUAAGGUAA